Messenger RNA from Paramecium sonneborni, 932 nucleotides. Lineage: Eukaryota; Ciliophora; Oligohymenophorea; Peniculida; Parameciidae. The record is from the annotation of a GenBank genome assembly.
UUUUAUAUGGGAUCUUAAAGUAGUAAAUUAGUAACAGAAACAUAAAGACACGAACAUGCUAUAAAUUAUAUGAAUUCUGGAGGGUAAAUUCAAUUCUAAAUUUAGAUCUAUGAGCGACAAAUCUGCAAAAAGUAUAAAGGAUAUCGAACAAACAUAAUAAGAAUUUGUUAAUACAUAAUUUAAAUGGAAUUUUGGGGGACAAAAAGUAUUUGUUGCAGGCACCUUCUCCUAAUGGAAGACAACUCAUUAAUUAUAGAGAGAUAAAGGAGGAGAGUUUAACAUUGUGAUACCUUUACCGAAAGGGAUUCAUCAUUAUAAAUUUAUUGUAGAUGGUGAUUGGAGAUUUUCUCCAGAUGAUCCCACAACUGCAGAUGAGCAUGGCAAUAUUAAUAAUGUCAUUGAUACAACUAAAGUUGAAAAUAAAGCCAAAGAUUUUAUGGAAUCAAGUUAAUAAUUUAAACCAGAAAAAUCACCAAAUGACUCUGUUAUUUAGAAUCAAAAAUAAGUUAUUUAAGAUUUUAACUUUAAUGAUAAAGCUCCUCCUGUUCCUCCUCAUUUACUCAAAUACUACUAUAUAGAAGUAACAUUUAAAUACAAAUCAAUAGGAAAAAGAGAAAAAGCUUAACAAUAUGUGGAAUAAAGAUAUUAGACCACAAGGUUAAAUGGAACUUGAAGAUGCAAAACCUUCAAUAUCUUAAUAAGAAAUAUUUGAUCAUCUUAUUUAGAUUUUCAGUAAUGUUAAUUCUUUGUCUCCUCCACCACAUGUAAAUUUAAAUCAUUUAGCAUGUUUAACUACCAACAAAAACAGCCCUUUUAGUGUAUAUGCAUUAACUCAUAGAUUUAAAGCCAAGCAUACAACAAUUAAAUUUUACACUCAUAAAUAUUAAGAAAACAAGCAAUAACUUUUUGUUGUGUGAAAAAUUAUAAAACAA